This is a messenger RNA of Wallemia mellicola CBS 633.66, 1128 nucleotides long. RefSeq names its product La-domain-containing protein. Gene Ontology annotation, biological process: positive regulation of translation. Gene Ontology annotation, cellular component: cytoplasmic stress granule; cytosol. The record is from RefSeq and is a predicted model, not a curated record. NCBI's taxonomy places the organism in Eukaryota, Fungi, Basidiomycota, Wallemiomycetes, Wallemiales, Wallemiaceae. The transcript has 2 exons. Gene Ontology annotation, molecular function: RNA binding. Bases 1 to 1128 code for a protein of 375 amino acids.
AUGACAACGAACGUCUGGCAAAGCAGACAAGCUGUCGCCGCACCACAGGAAUUGCCUGUUAAAGAUGAGAAAUCCUGGCCUUCUGCUUCAGACGCUAAGGAUAGGGACCGUGAGGCAGAGAAGACGAACAAGGAAAAAUCACAAAGCAGUACACCAACUGACUCUAAUAGUACGCGGAGGGGGAAGAAGAACUGGGUUACCGUCCCAGUUGAGGAAGUAUUACCUGUACAAUCUCGCAGAAGCCAAAACAAAAAGUCAAAUAAGGCUAAGCGUAGUGAUGCCAACAAGUCUAGCCAGCGUGCAAACAACAAGUCCACAAAGUCAAAAAACCCACAACAGCAGCAAAGAAAGUCGUCGAACAGAAAGCCAAGCAAGACUAGCGACAAGAACCAGAAGAAUUUCGCACCUGUCGUACCUGCUAUGCCUUCCUCCUUCCAGAUGUUCGGCGCACCAAACACUCAAGCAGGCCACACUUACGCACCAAUGCCUAUGCCAACACCUAUCACCACUACAAACUACCCAUUAGAUCCACUCAGGUUUUAUUUAUUAGGUCAAUUAGAAUACUACUUCACAACACAAAAUUUAGUUAGAGAUUUCUUCUUACGUCAACAAAUGGACAGCGAUGGUUGGGUAGACAUCCCUGUAUUCACCACUUUCAACAGGGUCAAAGCCUUGUCAGUCGACCUUUACUUGUUGAGAGAUGUUUUCUCAAUGUCCCAUCUCGUUGAAGUCUACUUCUUUGCUGAAAAUGCCGAGCCAAGCCAAAAGGAAGAGGGUGUUUUACAAAAGGAAUCCCUCGAUAUGUCUCAAGUACAAAAGGAGAUCGAUAUCAUUGCUAGUAACACAAAUCCUGUUGGUAAAGUUAGACUCGCUCAUGGCGUAUGGAAGAAAUGGGUUUUACCAGAUGCACCAAAGUCAACUAUUGAUAUAGACUCUUUACCACCUGCAGAAGAUCCUCAAUUUGAUGAGAAUGCCACUCCAGUUGAAGCAUCAAAGUACAACGAAGAAAUCGCAGCUAAAUCAGGUCACUCAGGUCAAUCUAAUCAAUCAACUCAACCUUCUCAGCAAAGUGCAUCAUCACAUACAAUAGACAAUGGCUCAAAUGACGCCAACAAGGAAUCAAAAUAA